This is a messenger RNA of Epinephelus lanceolatus (giant grouper), 1876 nucleotides long. NCBI's taxonomy places the organism in Eukaryota, Metazoa, Chordata, Actinopteri, Perciformes, Serranidae. The record is from RefSeq and is a predicted model, not a curated record.
ACCAGUUGACACCAUGCAUCAGAGCUGCAGGAUGCUUCCCCAGGUGGCUGUACCAGCCCAUCAGUCUCCGCUCAGUACCUUAAGUGUUUUGGCUGUCCUUCUUUCCAUAGCACACUCUGGUGGAGGUCAGUCUCAGUUAAUCGGCCCACCUCAGCCAAUAGUGGUAACGGUUGGCAAAGACAUCAUUUUACCAUGUCACCUGGAACCUGCAGUGGAUGUUGCUGCCAAGACUUUGGAGUGGACGAGACCUGACCUGAACCCCAGAUUUGUCUUUGUGCGGCGUGCUGGUCAGGACUUCAUAGAUACUAAACAUCCAUCCUACAAAGGAAGAACAUCUCUGUUCACUGAUAAACUGAAGCGAGGAAACAUUUCACUGAAACUCUCUGAUGUGAGACCUUCUGAUGCAGGAAGAUACAGAUGCUUCAUUCCAGAUCUGAAAACAGACUCUUUUGUUGAGCUUGUCGUUGCAUCAGAUGCUGUAUCCUUGCCCAUACUCACUUUAGCAGGGAUUGAUAAAGCCACCAGUGGAGUGGUGUUACAGUGUGAGUCUGCAGGCUGGUAUCCAGAGCCUGAGGUGUUGUGGCUGGACGGUGAGGGAAAGCUCCUCUCUGCUGGACCUACAGAGACAGUCAGAGGUCCUGAUGAACUCUAUACUGUCAGCAGCAGAGUGACUGUGGAGAAGAGACACAGCAACAGCUUCACCUGUAGAGUCCAGCAGAGGAACAUCAACCAGACCAGAGAGACAUAUAUCUAUAUCUCAGAUGAUUUCUUUCAGAUUCAGUCCAGCUCUGCUGCUCCAGUUGUUACUGGUUUGGCUUUUAGUUUGGCUGUUUGCAUCCUGCUUCUGUUUGCAGUUGUGUGUAAAGGGAAACUAAACAAAAUCAAGACCAAGAAAAGCCAUAGGGAUGAAACCAAUACAGGAGAAAGGAAGAACCACCUUGAAACUAACAGAACAGAAGAUCAGUUUGGCACUAAAAAAGAACUGAAGCCUUUGGAGGGAAAGAGGCAAAAAAGGAGCAAACAUGAGGAGCAGCAGAGGAGGGAGGAGGCAGAGAGGGAGGUUCAGACCCUGAAAGAGGAGCUGGAGACCAAGAGGACUGAGUUUGAAAGUAAACUAGCUGAAGUCCAGCAACAACUGCAGAGCCUGAGGGAGGAGCUGGAGACCAAGAACAGGGAGUUGGAAGAAAGCAAAGCUGCCCUGUCCAAGUCUUUGAUAUGGGCUACAGGUUAUAAAGUAUGGAUUGAGACCUCUACUGACCUGGUGUGGUAUGGCCAGCAACCCUGGGGCACUGGAGAACAACUGCUGGUCACCAUCUACAGCAACACUGGAGAGCUAGAAGUAAGGCGAAUGCUAGCGCUUCUGAACUCUCAGAGUAAUCUCCAGGCGCAGCAGACUCACCUGGUCAGUCAGGAUUCAGCCAUGGGAAACAUCACUGUGAGUGACAUCGACCUGAAGGGCAGUUAUGUUCGUCUCAGCAACACGUCCAAUAAGGACCAACCAUUCAAAGGCUGGGAAUUACAAAUACAGGUCAACGACAGAAAACCCAUCGUGUACAAAUUUUUCUCCUCAUUCAAACUCGAGGCUGGAAACACUGUGACUAUCUGGUCUUCAGAUGAUCCUGGCAGAAACAAUCCUCCCACUGACCUGGUGUGGCAGAAACAGAAAUCCUGGGGCACUGGAAAAGAACUGCUGAUCACCGUCUACAGCAACACUGGAGAGAAUGCUGUUGCAUGGAGGCCGCGCCGCAAGUGCGCAGCGAUCAACUGUCAGGAGCAAUUGGAGAACAUGCAGGCGCAGCCAUACCAAUGGCAACCACAAUUCUUUGCCCUCGUGGAUGGAGGAGGGGGUCGAUCCGGAGUUGGAGAGACUUUGUAG